UAUUUGAAUUCGUCUCAGUCAGCAGCCAAUCAGAUGAGGGCAGUCAAAACGGCGCGGUGCUCUACCUGUGCCUGACUGUAAAUAAUGGACAACACACAUACAAAUUCUCGAACCGCCAUGUCUGCAUCUAAAUUCACUCUGCUGUGUAACUCGCAUAAAUGCCGGACAAAGCUCAGCGGGUUCGCGUGGGUCACGGCCUGCUCUCAUGUAUUCUGUGAUCAACACGGUUCGGAGGAGUUCAGCCGUACACCUGCCAUCUGCCCCGCAUGCUCCUCCAUGCUCUCUGGGAAACUUGACGUGCUUAGAACCGAGCUGACACCGUCAGAGCAAUACAAGGCUAUGGUUUUGAUCGGACUACCGCCCGAAACGGUUUUGGAAAUCAGUCAUAAAGCGCUAGAAUUUUGGACGUACCAGGUCAACCAGGAGAGGCUGCUGAUGGAAUACAAUCUGUCAAGGACUGGAGGACAAGUGCUUCAGAUGGAGAAGUUUAUGGUCCAGCAGAACCAGAGCAAAGAGCUCGAGUUAAAUGCAUUAAGAGGAGAGAUCGCAUCACUGAAAAAGGUGCUGGAAGAAUAUAAGCGGAAGUACAGUGAGGUUUUGGAGCGACUGAAUGAACGAAAUAGGCAGUAUCAGAAGCUGCAGGGACUUCUAGACUCACUACGGAUGCACACACUGGGUACAGGAGAGAAGGAUCCCAUUUCCCACCCUUUCAGUACAGGUUUGAUCAAACAGCGCUCUCCACAUAGCAGUCCUUCCUUCCUGGCACCAGAAGGUGACAGGUUCUUCUCACUGGGACCAGAAAACGCUAAAACAUUCUUCCAGUUCAGCACACCCACCCGAGACAGAACCCAAUCUUUUAUUAAGAAAAACUAA
This is a messenger RNA of Labeo rohita (rohu), 873 nucleotides long. Its product is annotated as E3 ubiquitin-protein ligase CCNB1IP1. Gene Ontology annotation, biological process: reciprocal meiotic recombination. Gene Ontology annotation, molecular function: ubiquitin protein ligase activity. Lineage: Eukaryota; Metazoa; Chordata; Actinopteri; Cypriniformes; Cyprinidae. Gene Ontology annotation, cellular component: synaptonemal complex. The record is from RefSeq and is a predicted model, not a curated record. The transcript is spliced from 5 exons. The coding region runs from base 85 to 873 and encodes 262 amino acids.